CCAAAGUAUUGAAGACGUUUGUGGAAACAGGAAGCGUAGAGAAAGCGAAGCUUUUUAGAGCGGUUUGUUGUCAAGACUUCAGACGGUACACGCACUUCUUCACUGACCUCGGGAUUAUGAUCCCACAGUCAGUCGUGCUACUUCGCGGAUAUGGUUGGAAACGAGGGGACUUUUUGUACUCUGGACCUGGAUCAACUCCGAAUUUCGCCCGGGUUCAGCCUUGCCUCCAAUGAAUAAACGAGCAGCAACGCGAGUGUGUGUGUGUGCGUGUGUGUAUAUGUGUGUGUAUGUAUGUAUGUAUGUAUGUAUGUAUGUGUGUGUGGGGAAACCUUCAGACAAGGGCUCGUUUUUAGCGAAUUAAACUUGGUUUUCUAGCCACCAACCAUACAGCGAAGGCUGCUCUUCUCGUUCGGUUUUUUUUUUAAAUAUAGCUCUCCUGUCUCGAAAAAUAAACCGGAUUGUUUCGCAGUUCGUUUCCUUUUUUUUUGCCAAGAAAGAGUCUUUACUUUUGCAAGGCAGCGGUCGGCGCGUUAGCAGGUAGCCAGCCGGCUAACGCCGUUGCAGCAGCCGGAGGACCGCCUGGCCGCCAGCUCCAUCGCAGGCUAUGUCAGCCAGCCAGCUAAUAUGGAGGCAGGGACGCGUGUGUUAUCGUUAGAGCCCUGUUACAUAACCGUGAGACAGAAGCGUGUCCGCCUGUGUUGCUGCUGCCUGCGCUCAUUCACCAAGGGACCCGACUUUUGACGUCUUUCGGACACAGCUAUGUGGACGCGGUUUCACUUACUUGUAGAAUAAAGAUUGCGAGACAUGGAUUCCAACCCCCUGAUAAGUGGACGUAUUGUUCAUGGCUUCUGAGUGAUUGGGGCGGGGGCGGGCUAGCACUCUGCUCCAAGCACACCAGUUUUCCUACUGUCGCAGUGGCUUCUUGUGGCUUCCAGCCUGGCAAGCAGACAGUGGGAAAAUAGGGACGGACCAAAGGGAUACAAUCCAAUUUUAAUAAAGAAUGAGAUGUCCAUGGACCCGUCCAUCACCCUGUGGCAGUUCCUGCUGCACCUGCUGGAUGACCAGAGUCACCGGCACCUGAUCUCCUGGACAUCGGGCGACGGCGAGUUCAAGCUCCUGGAUGCCGAGGAGGUGGCCCGCCUGUGGGGCCUCCGAAAAAACAAAACAAACAUGAACUAUGACAAGCUGAGCCGAGCUCUGCGUUACUACUAUGACAAGAACAUAAUAAAGAAGGUGAGUGGUCAGAAGUUCGUCUACAAGUUUGUGACCUUUCCUGACCCCAACUCGGCUGACGGCAUGCGAGGGCCCGAGGAGGGGCAUAGGUCCAGCAGCGGGGAGAAGGCGGACGUAUCCAUCCAGCCCAAGCCUGUAGGGGGCAGGGGUGCGGCCUGCCUGUCGAAGAGCCUGCAGACGCAGCGCUCGUCUCCCGGCUCCGUGCAGCGCAGCUCCCGCAACGACUACAUGAAAUCCGGCCUCUACUCCACCUUCACCAUCCAGUCCCUGCAGAUGCCCUGCAAGAGCUCGCCCAAGCCCGUCAAAGUAGAGCCGCCCCCGGACAGCACGCCCAGGCCGGCCGGCCUCGACCGACCCUCGCUCGAGAUGCGGCUGAGUCAGAUGGAAGGGCAGCAGGGAGCAAUGCAGACCCCAUCCACAGUGGACAGCAGUAACCUGCAGGUGAUCGUGACCCACCCCUCGCCCUGUGCUACGCCUGCCCUCAGUCCCCAGAUGCCCUCUGGCUCAGCUACCACCCCCACGGGCGCUCAGGUGCAGAGGAGCCAGGGCCUGACUGAUCCCCCACAGAUCUACCUGACCAGUGUCUCUGACCCCAGCUCACUCACCCCGCUUAUCCCGCUGACCUCAGUGGCCACUGCAGACUGCGUAGUCAGCCCUCCGCAGGGCCACUCCGUGUUCGUGGUCCUAAAGCCCCCGUCUGUAGCGGGCUCCAAAGAGCCCGGCCUCCCCCCUGGAGAGGGUCUGCUGGAUAUCGUGGACCUAGAUGUGAAAACCGAUGCGGAGACCCUGCCUGCGUCUGCGCCAGCGGUUCCGGAUGCUUCGGCCAUUCUCGACGCCGCGGAUGCUCCGGUCGCGCCAGACACUCCGGACGCUCCGGGGUCCGUGGACAGCCCCCCCGCACCCUGCACAGCGCCCGUGGCCCAGCCAGUGAUCGAGGGAGAGCUGAGAGACAAACCCGAGCCGCCUGGUAUGUUGCGGACAGUGGCCGCAGAAGAGCUGAGCCCGCCUGCUGCGUCUCAGCCUGCCUCUUCCCAGGAGGUCCUGCCGCCCAAAUCCAAAAAGCCUCGGGUGCUGGAGCUGCCUUCCUCACCCACUCAGCUGCCCCCGGGUCUCUCACUGGAUAAGGUCAACGCGGCGGUCAACAGCCUGCUGGCUCCAGGAUCCAGCACCAAUACUCUCACUCCCACCGUCAUCACCUCGCACGCCCUGACUCCUGUCUUGCUCACGCCGAGUCCCCUCCCCUCCACCAUCCACUUCUGGAGCACGCUCAGUCCCAUCGCCCCUCGCAGUCCGGCCAAGCUCUCCUUCCAGUUCCCCUCCAAUGGAAGCAAUCAGAUCCACAUCCCAGCCUUGAGCGUGGAUGGCCUGUCCACUCCUGUUGUCUUGUCACCCGGCCCACAAAAACCUUAGACUGUGAGUGGAUCCCUCACUUGUCUGCAUAGUGACUGACUUGCUGCUCAGCCAAUGAGAUGACAGGUAAUGACUAGACAGCAUUUGCUAUAACAAGCUCUGAUUGGUGUUCAGUGGACCUUCUGUCCCAGUGAUUGUGGCACUGGAGGAGCACAUGCUGAGUCUGGCCUUAUGAUUGGCUGACACAGAAGCCUCUGCUUGGGCCUGGAACUCAAGAGUGACAAUUCAUAGACGAAAGUCUCAAGAUUUAAUUUCUUUUCUUUUUUAAAAAAAAAAUCCUCAUUAACAUUAUUUAUUUUUGUUGUCCGAAAAAUGUAGAUAUUUUGGUGCAUUUCUCUUUCCAAUUUUAAGGAGUCCUCUAAAGGUUUUCGGUAUUGAACUCAUAUCUCUCCUUUUAUCACCUGUCAUUUGAUCGCAGGGUUUAUUGGCACCAUGCACCAAACAAUAUAUGACUUUUUUGGAAUUCAUUUCUUAUUUUGUUAACGAUAUAAAGAUGAAUUAUGAUGGAUGACAGAUAGAUGGCAGCAACGACUCACUUCUUGCUCCUAUGAACUUGCAAAGCAACAUGUAUGUUUGUUGUUGUUUUUUAAACAAGAACAACAAAAAAAAACAGAUUAAAAACAAACCAGAUAUUUUGAAAAUCCUGGACUUUGUCGUUGGAUAACUACAUAGAAUCUAUUGUGCUAAAGAGGCAUGUAAUUCCAGAGGAAUGACAGUGCCAUCCAUGGGAAUAUGGAAGAAAGCGCAGGAAGAGAUGGAUGAUCAGUUAAUGCUCAGCUCGGCCAAGAUGAAGAACAUCUUGGUGUUAGCAGUUUUUGUUCCAACAUCAUUCCUUCCCCACCGGACCUUCCCCGUGGACAGACACUCUGCUCCCACUCUGGGUUGGAGAGUGGCUUUUUUCUUGUCUGUCCUUGGACAGCACCCUCCUGAAAGAAACCAAGCCACAUCAGUGAGGAGACUUUUGUAUGUUUCUGUAAUGUUUUUGUCCUUUGUUCAUUGUUUUUAUUGGUAAGAAAACACCAGAGGAGACCAAAGACCAGUGGUUUGUGUGGAAUCCACUGAGCAUCUUUGUAUGUGCUGCAGCAUUUUUCUCUCGCACUCUCUCUCUCUCUCUCUCUCUCUCUCUCUCUCGCUCUGUUUCUCUUUGUCUGAUUCUUUCUGUCUAUUUGUCACGUAAAGGGCUACUAGACUCAUUAAGCUGCCAGAGUUUUAACUCUUAAUGCUUAUCCAUGGAUUCAGUGUAUAAAAAAAAAUGCCAUUGCAUUUGUUAUUUCUGAAUAUAUUUGUGUCUCAUAUAUAGUUGACGACAGUCUAAUUUAUAGUCGAACAGGUUGUAACAUGAGAAUGUGAAGUGGUUAAUGCUCUGUGGAUAGUAUUUUGCAUUAACUAGUUUUGGUAAGUUCCUACACUACUACUCUCUGAUGUGUGCCUAAUCAAAUUCAUUUGAAAUUUGGAUAUUUUUAAACCUAAACACGAUUCUCAGCCCAAACCCGUUACUUUUCUUAUUCUGGUGUGGAGAUGUACAAGCAAGCAUUUUUCUACUGAUAAGCAAAAUCAAUAUACAAUGGCAUGGUCAUUAUUCACUCUUUAUUUGGGGCGUGGUAACACCCAGCACUGCGGAAACCCAGCCUGCUGUUGGAAAUCCCAGGGCCCAUGUCUCAAACACUGCUCUACCAAACACUGCUCCAUGCGACCAGUGGGACCCGGCUGGAUCUGGACUCACAGUGAAGCUCAGUUGUUCAUUUUGCUCUCAUUUUGGACAGAUGGGUUCAAGAUACCCAACCUGUGUGCUGCCAGGUGUCGCCCUGCUGUGCGAUAUCAUUCUGGUUUGUUUCUGUAUAAAAGCUCUUUAUUCUAACAGCCAGCCUUACGGUCUUUGCAACUUACCAACGUGACGCAUUAUGAAUAUACUGCAAACACAUGAAAGCCUGUUUUCUCUGUGUAAGUGAAUAGUUAGCACGUAUGUGAGUUGACUUGUGCAUAAUUUCCCCGUGCCAGCCACACUGUAGUCCUCCUCACCCCGUUUCACCUCCUGGACUAAUGAUGUGUGUUAGUCCAGGGAGAACUGAAAAACUGAACUGGAUCCUCAAGCUGGUGUUUACUGAUGGAACUGUAGAAUGAUGAGCCAGUGUGAUCCAGUUAAGGCAUUGUGUCACUUCUCUCGUGAGUUUUGUGCUCCUCUGGUGGAAAUGUCAGUCUUUAAAACCCAGCGCGCUGCACUAGUGUGUACUGAAGUCAUCUCUUUUAAAGCACAGUGCAAACGUCAAGCAGAGGUUCCUGCCUGGGAUUCCACAUCACCUCAGUUUGCUCUUACACAGUCUGCCAAGAAGACCUGUACGUUUCAGGAACAUGAGGAUUCCUCAAUAGUAAAAUUUCAUUAUGAUGUCAUACAAUCUAUUAGGACUGAAUGUUGGUUUUUUUUCCUCACUGCUGCAACCACGCCAGUUAAAGGAAAAUAUCUGUAAAUAAUUAGGCUUUGCUUGAAUUAGAGGCAAGGAUUUCAGAGCAGGCAACUUUAGUGCUCAAACCAUGGAACUUAUCGCAACUGUUUUGUUUUUUUUAAUACUGAAGAAAUUGACCUAAAAAAAAAAUCAGUCUUAAUCCUACCAAGUCAGCUCUUUUCCCUCUGUUUGGGCUGUCAGAUCAGAAUAGCAUGUUUCCAGUAGCUGUACUAGACUAAGCUCUUGCUUAUGAAGUUGAAAAAUGAAUUUCAAGCCAUUUCACCUUUUUUGUUUUUGUAUAGCUUUGAUGCCGAGGUGUUCUGGUUGGUGUACAAUAGGUAAUUCAGGCUCAUAAUAAUGAGACCUGCAAUAUUAGAUUAGUCACUGUGAUCCCUGUUUUUGUCAGAUUUUAAAUGGUGAAUAAUUUCUUGACACUAUAAUGUACAGAUGAAAUGGGGCACGUGUAAUACCCCACGUCACAACACCCCGCUGUCCCACUGCUCGUCCACCUAGUUAAGACGUUCGUUCUGCACUUGCUUGUACUUCAGAAGGCCUGGCUGUGAUGUAUGCUUUUGCCUCAGCUCUGUGAUGUAAUGCAAGUGCUUGGGAACAGCUUACCCUUUCUCACGCUCGACUGCUGUUCUGGCACUUGGUACGCCUCUUUCACCAUCAAUAGACCUCAUCAGCGCAGCACAGUACUGCGGCAACAUGGCGCACGCUCAGUGACCCCAGAUUAGCAGUUUCCCCGCUUUUAAGAAAUGCUUGUUACUGUGUUUCAUCUAAAGGCUCGAGGGAUAAAAGAUGUGGGAGAAAAGAAAGCCAUACCUUUUGUAUUAUACUUUUUAUCACAGUAUAUCUGUAUGCAGUUCAAUAUUGAUAUUUACCCAGUUUUUGUGAUUGGGGGGUGGGGCUCUGCACUGUAUAACACACGAGAUAUCGAUCAGAUAUUGGGACUUUUUUAAGCAUGCGUUUUGCUGCUGAUUGCAAUCUCACCUUGUAGACAUACCAGUAACAUCUGCUGAAUGAAACUUCCUAGAAAAGGAGGAAACGUCUGGGUUUUCCGUGGCUGAAGUCUAGUUAUUCUGAAAUCUCAAGGUUUUUGUAGAUCAUUUUUAACCCCUAUAGCUAUACAAAUCUCAGAGCUGAUAAAGGGCCAAGACCACGCUGUCUAAAAGUGAGGACCUCGUGUGAAGCUGAGAGCUGUUUCUUACUGACUAUAACCUCAACUAUGUGAAGCUGACAAAACCGCUGCUCCCUCUAAACCAGUGUUUCUCUGCACGCCUGGAGACCCGCCUCACGGUCGGCAUUUUUGCACUUCCCCAACUCCCAGUAUGCCUGCACUGAGUAUUGAGGGUUCUUAAUGGCAUACCUGUGUGAGAGCAAAAAUGUAGACCAGCUGGUGAGUCCUGAGGAUUGGCAUGAGAAUUACUGCUCUAAACCAACUGUUUCUAGGCAUGUUUGUGGAGAGCUACACUGUUUAGGAAGGACACUCUCCAUGAUCAAGAUUGGAGACACUACAAAUAUAAUCAAUGCUGUACCUCUUUGAACUUAUGAAGACUGUUUUGGUACUCAUUGUUACAGGCCUUAAUGUUAGAUGCCCAAAAUUUGGAAAGUAAGUGUUUAUCACUUACUGAUAUGAUAAAAUCUUUUGAAUCAGCACUUUAUUAUUAUUAGCAUACAAUUUACAUGAUCCAAUCAGCUUUUCCUAUGAGGAACACAGAAUUUUGUAUCCUAAUUUCAAUCAGUGGUAUCUAUUGUAUAUCUUCAAAAGAAAGAAUGUUUAAAGCAAAACAUGUUGUUUUUGUAAAUGUUUUCUUUCCCUUUUCUGAAUUUUACCUGAACCAAAAUUGUGCAAAAAUUGUACAUGUGCACGUUUUACCUGUGCAAAGAAAAACAAUUGUAAGUUGUUACCAGCAUGUGGUUAACGUUGUAGUUAUUGCAACCUUUAUGCAAGCGGGGGCACAUAUUUAACUAACACACACACACACACACACACACACACACACAAAAAAAAGCCAUUUUUAAAUAAGAUGAACAUGGAGAGAGAGAGAGGUGCAGUCCUGCAGGCCGGGGACGGGUGAUAUGGAUGUGUAGAGUGGCGUAUUUCCACUUUAAAUUACCAGCAAUGAUUCACAUGAUACCAUUGAAAGUUGUUGUUGUUUUUUUGGGGGGGGGGUUUUUGCCAUUAGCUGUGAGAAUCCAAGAUCCUGCUGAAAGAUGGUUUUUUUUGCUUAUUGAUGUUACUGGAUGAGAAGAAAACUGGUUUAGGUUUGGCUCCUCAGAGAAUUUUAAAACCCAAACGCAAAAUCAAACCUGAGGUAUUUAAAGUCAUAACGUAGGUGGCUCAAAACUGUUAAGACUAGCUUUUCUUUCUUUCUCUUUUUGGUUUGUUUUUGUUUUGACUUGUUUUAACGUGUCUUUUAAAAGUUACUAAAACGUUUAAAGUGCUGUUGUCAACUGUGUCUCUUCACUUGAUUUUUUUUUUUAUUUUUUAUUUUUUUUUUGAAAUGUUACAUGGAAUCUACUAUUGUAUGGUUCAGUAUUCAGUAAUGUGCUGGAAGUCUUGCGCUACAUGUAUAUUUGUGUAAAAAAAAAAAAACAAAAAAAAAAAAACAAACCAAGGAAAAAAUGUGUCUGAUCUUCUGUAUACCCUGACCUGAAUAUGGGACAUGGGUUUCAGAUCCCUGUAGCCUGACCGCCCUUUCCCAGAUGACGCCUGUUCUCUGGGAGUUUAUUUACAAAAAGGGAUGGAGGGGCUUUUAUUUUUUGGAACUGUCCAAAUACUAUAUUUACUGGAAAAAGAGACAAAAUUAUUUUUAAUCUGCACAUUCUUCUUUGUUUGUGUGUAUGUUCUAUAUAUUAAUCCUGUUUUCUAAAGAAAUAUGAAGCUAAUAUAAAAAAGUGAAUAAAUGCUAUUUUGUUCUUUAAAUGA
This is a messenger RNA of Electrophorus electricus (electric eel), 8016 nucleotides long. It is a transcript of the gene elk1, whose product is annotated as ETS transcription factor ELK1. The record is from RefSeq and is a predicted model, not a curated record. Lineage: Eukaryota; Metazoa; Chordata; Actinopteri; Gymnotiformes; Gymnotidae. Gene Ontology annotation, molecular function: sequence-specific DNA binding; DNA-binding transcription factor activity, RNA polymerase II-specific. Gene Ontology annotation, biological process: regulation of transcription by RNA polymerase II; cell differentiation. Gene Ontology annotation, cellular component: nucleus.